Vanessa atalanta (red admiral) is the source of this 2563-nucleotide messenger RNA. It is a transcript of the gene Rrp6, whose product is annotated as exosome component 10. Gene Ontology annotation, biological process: nuclear polyadenylation-dependent CUT catabolic process; nuclear polyadenylation-dependent snRNA catabolic process; nuclear polyadenylation-dependent snoRNA catabolic process. Lineage: Eukaryota; Metazoa; Arthropoda; Insecta; Lepidoptera; Nymphalidae. Gene Ontology annotation, molecular function: 3'-5'-RNA exonuclease activity; nucleic acid binding; nucleotide binding. The record is from RefSeq and is a predicted model, not a curated record. Bases 195 to 2522 code for a protein of 775 amino acids. The transcript is spliced from 15 exons. Gene Ontology annotation, cellular component: nucleolus; nuclear exosome (RNase complex).
GAGGGCGGUAGCGUAUAAGGUGCAGAGGAAGACGUGUUUCAAAAGCGCUCCCUCUAACGUACAUCAUAAACAACUCGAGUAAGAUAUUAGUUCAAGUGGCUCUCUUUUCUAACAGAGAAGCUCAUCUCCUGCAUGGUGCAGAAGUGAUAUUUCAGUUUAUUUUAUUUAUGUUUUAAUUGAUUUAUUCAUACAACAUGAAUUCAGUUUUGAAUCCAGAAGCUCCAGAAUUUUAUCCACAUCUAACAUCAGUUACACAGGAUGGAUACACGAAAAUCACCAAAACAAUCAAACUGUCUAAUCACUUACCUGCAGGAGUUGCAUACAAGAUAUUCAAAACAUUCACUGAUUUCAGCAUUGUAUCAUGUAAAGUGAGCAAUAAUGUUGUCAUACAAUCGAAUGACAUACUGGUCAAUGAACUGCCAGGUGUGAAGCUGAAGACAAAAAAUAUCGAAUACAACACAGAGAAAAUAAUAGACGCCAACGACAACAUUUUGGACAGAGUUAACAUCAACAUUGACAAUGUGUGCAGAGUGAACGCACCAUGCGAGCAGUUCCUGGAAGGUGUCAAUCCGAACUGCAAAGCCUGGAGCAACAAGCCUGUUAUCACUAAGAUACAGGUGGGGUCGACUCUGUUCAUUGGAGCUAAAAACAUACCAAGACCCCAAUUGCUAUUUAAAGACACCAUCGACAACUCGAACAGCCUAUGGGUCCCGAAGAUUUCGGAUAAGCCGAACAAUAUUAAGCCACUGGCAUUGAACAUCCUCUUCAAUGAAGAAGGACAAGCUGUGGGAUACGAGCAUCCGUACAGGGUGGAAAUAGACCUGUAUGAGCCGCCGCUUGAGUUUUUGGAGCCCGACCCUGAGCCUCCCUCGUUCCCACCACCGCUUGAGGAAACGAAUUACACAUACAUUGACACAGAGGCACUGGUCAAUCAGCUCGUGGAUCAUCUAGAGACGGUUGUGGAGUUGGCUAUCGAUGUAGAACAUCACUCUUACAGAACCUAUCAAGGCAUAACCUGUCUGAUUCAAAUAACGACAUACGCCGGCGACUUCCUCAUCGACGCUCUCGCCGUGCGUGAACAUAUUCACAAGUUGAACUUGUCAUUCACCGACCCUAAAAAGAUAAAAGUGUUCCACGGCGCCGAGAUGGAUGUGCUGUGGCUGCAGCGCGACUUCGGCGUGUAUGUGGUGGGGAUGUUCGACACCCACAAGGCUGCACGCGCACUCAACCUGCCAUCGCUCUCCCUCAAGAGUCUCUUGUUCCGUUACUGCGGGGUGGACACUGAGAAGAAGUAUCAGCUCGCCGAUUGGCGCAUUCGUCCGCUCCCUGACGAGCUGGUGAAGUACGCUCGCCUGGACACCCAUUACUUGCUGUACAUCUGGCGUCGUUUGAAGGGCGAGCUGCUGGAUGCAGGAGGAGGAGAGCCGAACCUGCUGCUCUCAGUCUUCGAAGUGAGCCGUCAUCUGUGUGGCACCACCUACAACAAAGAAGUGCUGAACGAAAACAGUCACAUGACAAUCUACAUGCGCUCGAAGAAGUCUUUCAAUUCGAAACAAAUGGCCGCCCUACGGAUGCUGUACCGUUGGCGUGAUGCUCAGGCGCGGGAGCUGGAUGAGAGUACCACAUACUUGUUGCCGAAUCACAUGCUGCUGUCGCUCGCCGAAGCACUUCCACGAGAAAUGCAGGGCUUGAGCGCUUGCUGCAACCCCAUGUCGCCGUUUCUAAAGCAGAAUCUCGUCACCGUGCACCGGAUGCUGCUGUCGUGCCGUGAGCUCCCCCUGGAACCCCAGCUGUAUCAGAUGCCGUCAGCCGUGGACGCUAUGUCGAUCAUGCCGCCGCAAUUAACUUACGAAGUCCUCGAUUUGGGAAAUUACCCCGAAUACACAGAGGAAGACGGUACCUCAGAGGAAGCGGUUGGCCCCUUGGAGGAGGAGGUGGAGGAGCCGCCCAAAAAGGCUGAUAUCCCCGUCUUUAAGACUCCCGACCCCGGCACCGGCUCGCGUUUGAAUGUGGAUGCGAAGAUGUUUGUUCCACCGUUCGACAGAUACAAACAGUAUCGUUCAUUGGCACAGGUUGAGGAGAUAAAGGAAUACAAAGACAAAGAGGCGAAGAUUACGGCCAUAUCGAAGGGCAACGAGUAUAUAAAGACUGAAGUGCUGAUCAAGCUGCAAGAAGCGAAGACUCUCAUCGAAAAUGAAAAGAAGAAAGCCGAAAAAGAACCCGAUGACGAGGCUGCAGCAUCGGCGCCCGACAUGGAAGGCACCGGAGCGCUGCGCAAACGAAAGAUACCAAACGAGAAAGCGGCCAAGAAAAACGAAUCUAGCAACAGACAGGGCAAGAAUAAGUCAGAUAAGAACAAGAACAAGAAUCAGAACAAGGCCAAGAAUGAAACCGAGCCCGUACCCGCGAGCGCCGCCAACGUGAAGCCGUUCAACUAUAAGAAUGUAAACUACAGGAAGUUCCGCGAUGAGCCGGAGAAGCCGCACAAGCAGUCUAAGACGAAGCUGAAGAAACAUAAAUAAUCAUUUACAUUAUAAGCGAAAGUAAACCCAUGUAAUCGAAA